Corythoichthys intestinalis (scribbled pipefish) is the source of this 621-nucleotide messenger RNA. RefSeq names its product ciliary microtubule inner protein 2B (gene cimip2b). The transcript is spliced from 4 exons. The record is from RefSeq and is a predicted model, not a curated record. Bases 100 to 621 code for a protein of 173 amino acids. NCBI's taxonomy places the organism in Eukaryota, Metazoa, Chordata, Actinopteri, Syngnathiformes, Syngnathidae.
UUAAUUUUGCCUGUAGGCUUCAUCCCCAAAAGACAGAACUACAUUGCCUGCAGCUACUCUGAAACAUGUCAGAGAGCAUUUUCUGACUUUUACAAGGAGAUGUAUGCAAAUAUCCAGCAGGCGUCAACAGAUCCAUCACUUGCUGUCAACUACGCCCACCAGCAGUCAAAAGUAGUUCAGGAGCCAACAGCCCCACAAAAAGAAGCUUUGGACAAAGUGGUAUCCUACAUACCUGCAAAGAGCUUCAACCCCAUCGCAAAACCAUAUUUGUUGGACGAUGGCCACCCCAACAAGUACUACAUGUCAGGAUUUACAGGGCAUGUGCCGAAAUACCGAUUCCUGUUUGGGAAAGGCUAUCCCAUCGCCACCAACGAGGCUCUUGUCCAGUCCGGGAAUCGGCAGGAUGACGGCAACUGCCUGUUCCCGACCAUUCGCGCAAUCUAUCAUUCAAACCACAAGGGUGUGGUUCCAUCUUUCACAGGACAUAUCCCAGGAUACAAAUUCAUGUACGGGCACACCUUUGGUCAUCUUUCCAAGAAAGCUUUGGAGAAGUGUGCUGCAGGGAAACCCGCCACAAAGAAUAAUGAGAAGAAAACAGUUUUCACUAAAAAGGUCUGCUGA